AACCCUGACUGUCGCGUCAUUGUAUUUAAAGCGGGAACUAACUGCUCAGUGAGAUAAUAAGUUUAGAAACACUAAGAUUGAUGUAAAUAGCUAAUAACAAUGCUAGUGGACUGCAUUUAACCGUGUUGUGGGUGCGAAUUCAUGAGUGGGAAAUUCUUCAAAAUAUCGACGACACUGACCGCAGGAAAAAGAGACUUCAAAGGUAGUCAUUUUAAAUGGGCGUUUUUAGACGUUAUUGUUUACAAACAUUGCCUUCCAUUCACGCGGUUACUUGUUGGUUAUUUGAAGAAUUUCCCUUCAAUAGUUACGUUGUUUGUGGUAGACGACGUGAGGGGAGCACUAUUUGACAGUCUCAAUGACGGAGAAUAGGAUGAAGCCGAAGCUGCACAAGAAGAUCGAUGGACACAGAAAUGAUGGAAAAUGUGGUGAUGAGUCAACAGUCUCUCGAACUUUCUUACGAUUGCUGGCUUCUGCUCAACUUAAACCUUUAGAUGGGAAGUUGAUAUAUCUUGACCUGCCAUCAAACGGACUUACCAAGACUUUGGAGAGAGAUAUAAUCCAUCUUGGAGGGACUGUCGAGAAGUUUUUCAGCAAAGAAAUCAAAUAUCUUGUCACCAACAAGAGGGAGGCUAAAUAUGUCGGUGGCAUCAAGCACCAUUCUCCUGUGCCCAGCCCAGAACCAGGCUCACCAGGAACAAACCCAGCAAAGAGAUGUGCAGACAGUGUCAAAAGCCAAACACAAGCUGGCGCAAGUGUAGCAAGCCGCGGGAAGUCUUUGGUGGAGCGAGUGGUGAAGGAGAAGGAACGACUACAAAUGAACAAAAUCCUGGUGAAUGCUCUGGAGUGGGGUGUAAAAAUCCUCUACGUAGAUGAUUUCAUCAAGUACAUUGAGAGGAAGAAAAAGGGCAUCAUCAACCAGUCCUCUGUGGCUGCAAGCAGACCGAGUGUGAAAACAGGACCUGCAGCAAAUCCUAGUGCACACAAAUGCAAUGGCGAAAGAAUCAGUAAACCUUUUGUCAAAGUUGAAGAUACCAGCAGACUUUAUCGUCCCAUCUAUUUGACGAUACUGAAAAUGCCCGAGUUGAACCGAGACAUCGCCCCUCCUGUUACUCCCGUUAACAAGACGAAGGAAAGUCCUGGAAACAGAAACAGCGAGGGGAAAACGCACGCUCAGAGGAAAUGGAGAGACAGGAAUAGGGCCGGUUGGUGCGAAUGCUGCAUGACCAAAUAUGAAAACCUGGCAACGCAUCUACAGAGUGAACGUCACAAGGAUUUUUCCAAAAGCGACAACUACUUGGUGGUUGACAAACUAAUUUCAGCCAUGCACUGCUGCUUUCUUGACCUGAGAAGUGACGUGAAAAGAUCAAAGUGCAACAUAGUGCCUGGACUGAAGCAGGGAGCUCAUGUCAAUACAAGGAAGGAUCGGCUGGCAGACAGUUGCUCACAAGCUUCUCAUGGUUGCUCUUUGGGCAAGAAAACUGUGUCUCUAUCUGAUGAGAGUCAUAGACAAGAGGACAAGUGGAUUAUCCCGUGUUCACUUUUGAUGCGCAGAACCUAUGAACGCAAAAGACAACACACACCUGUGCCAACAUGUACUCAAAGGUCAAUCGAGAUUAACUGUCAAAAGGGAGAAAUACCGCCCUCUGGAGGAGAGCAUCAUAGCAGCGUGCCUUCUGGGGUUGCUCUGGUUGGCUCAUGUGGACCGUCAUCUAACCCGGGUAUUACCACCUCAUCCUUGCACAACAUCAAAAUUGGAAGUUGCUUGGCAGAUCCUGAGCAGAGUGGACACACUACUCCCAAGAAAACAACUGGACCUGGUCACUCAGAGAGAGAAGAGGACCCUCGCACAGUGACUAGCUCUCCAUCCCCAAAAAUUGUGAGAAAGGUCCGACCUCCUAAACUUAGACGGAAAGAGACACCCUUUGUUGGGCAUAAACACCUACGGUCAAGUCUAGAUCCGAUACGGCGCCUUUGGGAGAUUUUUCAGUCAAGUGAUGACAUGGAUGUGGAAUUCAUGGGAUUUGAGGAUUAAUACGUUCUGCCCAAAGAGAAGUGCGAUUGAUUUAGGGAAUAGUUGUCGCUCAGGAAUAUAAAAGCCUGAAGAAAAUGUUUACCCUUUGGUAACUGUACAUCUACUGUGACAUGAGCGUCUUCCCUGAGCCUUUAAUUUAAGAAUCUAUAGCAUUUAUAUCUGUCCAGCACAAUGACAGUUUGUCAUCGUUGAGAGAUUGGAUCUUGAAAGCUUUUGGAAUACAUUGAAUGUAGAAGUACAUUGAAUACAAGUCAUUCUCAGUCUCAGAUUUCUGGCACACCUGUGUCAAAUCAAACUAUUC
This is a messenger RNA of Synchiropus splendidus (mandarinfish), 2333 nucleotides long. It is a transcript of the gene dbf4, whose product is annotated as DBF4 zinc finger. The record is from RefSeq and is a predicted model, not a curated record. Gene Ontology annotation, cellular component: Dbf4-dependent protein kinase complex; nucleus. Lineage: Eukaryota; Metazoa; Chordata; Actinopteri; Syngnathiformes; Callionymidae. Gene Ontology annotation, biological process: positive regulation of nuclear cell cycle DNA replication; regulation of cell cycle phase transition. The transcript is spliced from 12 exons. Gene Ontology annotation, molecular function: zinc ion binding; protein serine/threonine kinase activator activity; nucleic acid binding. Bases 356 to 2032 code for a protein of 558 amino acids.